AUGCGAGCUAAAAUUACAGCUGAAAUGUCUCAAGCAAUUAAAGUUUAUACAUUUGAUCUUGAAGAAUUAAUAGAUGAAAGUUUUUAUGAAAAAGAAAAUUAUAAAAUAGAAAACAGAAUCUAUCGAUCACUAAAAGAUAUACUUAACUAUACAAUACCAGCAUGGUUAGAAAAUGGAGGCUUAAGCAUUCAAAACUCUGUUUUAAGAAUUCAACUUUCUGGUGAUAGGCAUAAUGUAGGAAAAAAAAUUAAACAUGUUAUGGUAAUAUUUACGCUUUUAAACAAUUCAUUAAAUUAUUAUGAACCCGAUUAUCAUUAUACUUUAAUACUUUAUCUGGGUAUUGAAAGUUAUGAAACAUUAAAAUUAGCAACAAAAUUAUUGAUAAAAGAUCUUAAUAAUAUUAAAACUAGGUUUAUAGAUUAUCAAAGAAGAAAAUAG
Cetraspora pellucida is the source of this 438-nucleotide messenger RNA. The record is from the annotation of a GenBank genome assembly. Lineage: Eukaryota; Fungi; Glomeromycota; Glomeromycetes; Diversisporales; Gigasporaceae.